This is a messenger RNA of Echinococcus granulosus, 426 nucleotides long. RefSeq lists its product as hypothetical. Bases 1 to 426 code for a protein of 141 amino acids. The record is from RefSeq and is a predicted model, not a curated record. The transcript has 3 exons. NCBI's taxonomy places the organism in Eukaryota, Metazoa, Platyhelminthes, Cestoda, Cyclophyllidea, Taeniidae.
AUGAUGUGCAUUAUUGGUAGUGCUUGUCCCCUUCGUUCAAAGCACAUUUAUGCCUUACUGAUUGUUGAAUCAGCUACAAUUCUAUCUGUAACUUCGUCCACAGUAUUUUGUGAGGAAUGCUCUUGUUGGCCACUUCAUGGUCUUGCCUUUUUCGUCAUUUCUGCUGUUUGGAUACGUAGCAAAUGGACUUUGGAACUUCCAGUUGAAAAGUGUGUGUGCAUAAUUGUGGUUCCAGUAAAUGUGAAAUCCUUUUCCAUAAAAAUAGGUUCACUUGUUCAUAUAUCAUCCUUUAAUCAACUUUUUUAUAUUAAGGAUAAAUGGAAUGCAAACGGUGAAGAUGCUGGUAGUGAUGGAUGGGGUACGGCUUCUAGCAAACAACUGUGUCAAAUUCUUAAAAUACACAGUCUGUUCGGCACUUUCUGCUGA